Penicillium subrubescens is the source of this 4845-nucleotide messenger RNA. Its product is annotated as transcriptional regulator SIN3. Lineage: Eukaryota; Fungi; Ascomycota; Eurotiomycetes; Eurotiales; Aspergillaceae. Gene Ontology annotation, cellular component: Sin3-type complex; chromatin. The coding region runs from base 1 to 4845 and encodes 1614 amino acids. Gene Ontology annotation, molecular function: transcription corepressor activity. Gene Ontology annotation, biological process: negative regulation of transcription by RNA polymerase II. The record is from RefSeq and is a predicted model, not a curated record. The transcript has 8 exons.
AUGAACUCUGGGAAUGAUUCCUGGCAUCCCUCGGCCGGUGGGCCUCCGUCGCACCCUGGCAUGGAUCAGAUGAACCAACAGCCACGGCCUUUGGGGUCGUUCGGUCAAAAUCCCCCUCAGCAAGGCCCGGCGUCGCAACCCUCGGGGCCCGUUCUCCCUCCUCCAUCCGGUCCCUACCACCCCGGUGGCCAAGCCGGUCACUCCCUCCCCGGCCUAGCAGAAUUGAGCCAGAGCCACGGGGCUCCUCACCAACCGCCUGCGUACGGACAGCACCCCGCGGGCCCGGCUCAUGGCACCGGUCACUCUCUUCCCGGCAUUGGCCAGGCCAUGUCACAUGCCUCCCCCCAGUCUCUGAACCGGGAGCGCGAGCGGGACUCUCGAGAGCGUGAGAUCCUCGAGCGCCAGCGCCAGGAAGAGAUGGCGCACCGCGAGCGCGAACAGAUAGAGCGCCAGCAAAUGGAACGCCAACGCGAGCACCACCCGGUUCAGAGCCACACGGGCUCAAUUCCCCUCCACCAGCCGGUCGCCUCGAAAGUGCCCAAUUCCAUCCACGGCCCGAACGGUCUUCUGUCGAAUCUCGGCACCAACCCGCCCAAUGGCCCACAGGCCAAUGUCCAACAACCCGGUGGACCGGCGGCUCUUUUCGGUGGACCUCAGAUGCCGCACGGCGAUGGUACCCCGAGAUCAUAUAUGCAACACCCUGCAGGUCCUCCCAUGAUGGGAUAUAAUGGACAGGGGCAGCAGAUCCCCGGGAAUGUUGCGGCCCUGGCUCAGGGUCAGCAGCCGAUUCUCAACGAUGCCCUCAGCUAUUUGGAUCAGGUGAAGGUGCGAUUUGUAGACCAACCCGAUGUGUACAAUCGGUUCUUGGAUAUAAUGAAGGACUUUAAGAGUCAAGCCAUCGACACUCCAGGUGUCAUUCAGAGGGUUUCGACGUUAUUUAACGGUCAUCCUGCCCUCAUCCAAGGCUUCAACACCUUCUUGCCUCCAGGAUACCGUAUCGAAUGCGGUACUGAAGACAAUCCAGAUGCGAUUCGCGUAACCACCCCAUCUGGGACAAACACCCUGAGCAUGCCCCGCGCGGGCCGCUCACUUGAUGCUGCUAAUGAUCUGGGUCCUUCUGGGGGCCAUGGCGCUCACCCUCGUGCUGAUUAUUACGAACAGUCUCGCCCUGGCUGGCAGCAGACUCCGCAGCAACAGCCACAAGGUCAUCAGCAAGGUGCACCUGGCUCAUAUUCUCCCGGCUCGCGUAUGAUGGGUCCUUCUGCCAUGUACCAGCAGGAAGGGCAGGCCCCUCCUCAAGAUCAUCACUUUGGAUAUCAAACCCAGGAGGCUCAGGGUGCUUCGGCGCUGUCUCAUCCUCAGGAUCAUCGUGGUGUGGCCCAGUUGCAGGGGGCAGCUUCGGCGGCAUCUGGGUUGGGAAGACCGUCGAUGCUCCCAGUUUCUGGAGCUGGAUCGAAUCAAACAAUGAGUAGUUUGGCCGGCGUAGGUGGGAUGCUUCAGGGUGGGCAUGCGGAUUUGAACAAGCGGGGCCCUGUCGAGUUCAACCAUGCGAUCAGUUAUGUGAACAAGAUAAAGAACCGUUUCUCCUCCGCGCCUGAGAUCUACAAACAAUUCCUUGAAAUCUUGCAGACCUACCAGCGAGAGUCAAAGCCCAUCCAGGACGUCUACGCUCAGGUUACUCAACUUUUCAACACUGCUCCUGACCUCUUGGAGGAUUUCAAGCAAUUCUUGCCUGAGUCUGCUGCCCACGCGAAGCAGCAGGCGCAGGCAAGAAUGGCCGAAGAGGCCGUCCCUACCUCUAACCUCCGUGGUGAGCCUGUUGGCUUACCCUCUUCUACUCCCAGCCGUGACGUGAAGAUGCCCCCUCUCGGUCAGUUCAACGUUAAGGACUCCGGGAAGGAGAGUAAGAAGCGUCGUGGUGGCCCUGGUGUUGGUCUCUCGUCCGUGUCCGGACCUGCUGGUGUUGACGCGGCUCGCAUGCCCGAGGCUCGAGGAGGUCCCCCUGCGGGCUCUUUCACUAAUGGAAACAAAAGACCCAAGCACUACCAUGGCAAGCCUUCUGGCGCUGACAUGGCCAACGUCUCUCCAACUUUGAUCCCUGCUCUCCCCGAACCGGUUCCCCCAAGUGUGAUGACCACACCCAGCCAGGAGGAGAUUGCCUUUUUUGACCGUGUCAAGAAGUUCAUUGCGAACAAGCAGAUCUUCAGUGACUUCUUGAAGUUGUGCAACCUGUACACCAAUGACCUGAUUGAUCGGUUUGUUCUGGUCAAGCGGGCAGAGGGUUUCAUCGGCUCUAACGCUGAGCUCAUGAGCUGGUUCAAGCGCUUCAUGAAUGUGGAAGAGCCUGAGGACAAGACCAUCGACCCCAAGCCCCAGACUGAGGCUGGCGUGGUGAACCUCGCACACUGUCGGUCCUUGGGACCAAGCUAUCGUUUGCUGCCCAAGCGCGAGCGCCAGAAGCCGUGCAGUGGCCGUGAUCAGCUUUGCCAUGAUGUCCUGAACGAUGAGUGGGCUUCACAUCCCACCUGGGCCUCGGAAGAUUCCGGAUUCGUUGCCCACCGAAAGAACCAGUUUGAAGAUGCUCUGCACCGCAUUGAAGAGGAUCGUCACGACUACGAUCACCACAUCGAGGCCUGCACCCGCACUAUUCAGCUCAUUGAGCCUAUUUGCCAACAGUUCUUGCACAUGUCUGAAGCCGAGCGGGCGAACUUCAAGUUGCCUCCCGGCCUGGGUGGUCAGAGUGAGGCCAUCUAUCAGCGCGUGAUCAAGAAGGUCUAUGACCGCCAGCGUGGUGAGAAGAUUAUCCGCGACAUGUUUGAGCGUCCAUGCCAGGUUCUGCCUAUCGUUCUCUACCGCCUUAAGCAAAAGCUUGAGGAGUGGAAGGCGUGUCAGCGCGAAUGGGACAAGGUCUGGCGUGAACAGAUGCAGCGCGCCUACUGGCGCAGUCUGGAUCACCAGGCAAUAGCCACUCGUUCAACCGAUAAGAAGCUGUUCAUUGCUAAGAACAUACAAGCAGAUCUUCAGGCCAAGCUUGAGGAGACCCAGACCAUGCGCAAGGGCGGACUGAAGCCCCCCAAGUACCAGAUGGAGAUGAAGUUCCAGGAUCUGGAUGUUCUGCUGGACACUGCCCAUCUACUUUGCCUCUUCUUUGAUCGGAGUAGCAACGCCUUUGGCGCGGACCCGUCUCGUCUGAUCAACUUUGUCAAAGACUUUAUUCCUGUUUUCUUUGGACUGGACCGUGAGGCUUUCCUUGAUUACAUGGAUGAGUUGAUGCUCAAUGCUACUCCUGCCGAGGAGUUGGAGGAUCAGUAUGGUGCUGAUGAUACUUCCAUGGCCAGCCGUAAGGCUGUCAACACGCAGAAGCUGGAUCUCUUGCGUGAGACUCUCGAGCGCAAGACAGAGAAGAGCAAUGCCCAGGUUCAGGAAGAUGGUGUUGCUCCCAAUGCUGCGCCUGCUUCUGCGCCUGCCACGACCCAGCUCGCCACUCCGGAUGUUCGGGCGACCUCUACAGCCGUUUCCGAGCCCGAGGACCACUUUGACGUCGCCGAGUUGAAGUGGAUGGAGCAUCCUGGCCAGGGUAACUUCAAUCUGGAGCGCGAGUACACCCUGAACGAGAAGUACAAGAAGACUGAGUACCACAUGUAUUCCAAUUUGACCCUCUUGUGCCUCCUGCGCACUUUCGAGAUUCUGUACUCUCGGCUGCUGCGCAUCAAGGAGCAGGAAGCCGAGGCUCACGAGCAGGUCCGCCGUGGUCUUUUGCCCAAGCCUGCCCACGAGUUGUGCUUGAUUGACCGCUUCCCCGGUGAUUUCUUCUACGAUGUUGACCCGAAGGCCAACCUGUACAAGCAGAUUGUACGGAUGUGCGAGGAGGUUAUCCGCGGGGACAUCGAUCAGCUCCACCUGGAAGAGACUCUCCGUCGAUUCUACAUGCAAGGUGGUUAUCUGUUGUACAACCUGGAGCGCAUCUUCUCAUCUAUUGGCAAGUUCGUGGGUAUGAUAUUCACUGCCGAUAUCAAGGACCGCAGCUCGGAUAUCGCGAACCUGUUCUUCAAGGAACGCGAAAAGACAGAAACCACCCAUCAUCAAGAGAUGCAAUACCGCAAGCAGGUGGAGAGGUUGAUCAAGGAAGGCGAUAUGUACCGUAUUACCUACGUGAUUCCCAUCCGACCGUCACGUCACCGUCCAGGUCAUGACCAACGAAGACGCCACCCUAGACAGCGAAGAUCUCACCCCGAAGCCCGCUGGUCCUACUACGUCACAGCCUACUCCAUGCGCGAUCCCACCGAAGGCGUCUCAUAUUCCGACAUGCGCAUGCCCUUCCUAAAGCGCAACCUCCCCCACAAACUCGACGAGGACGAGGAAUACGACCGCUUCUACCGCCGUCUCCAGCACCACGAUGGCCUGAUCAUUCGCAUCUGCGCCAAUAACUACACAAUCCUCUACCAGCCCCCCAGCCACGAUUGGUUCUGGCGCUCCACCGUGCCAAUCCUCGAUAAGGAUGCUGACGCAGAGGCUAUCAAGGCCAAAGAAGAGGAGCAGAACAAGGAGAAGACUUCUACUCGUGAGAAGCGUCAUGAUCGUUUUGUGGAGAAGUUUGUCAAUAAUCCUAAUUGGGCACGUGGUCUGAGUAAGGAUAAGGUUGAUGAGUCGAAUCAGCGGUUCCGGUCUUGGUUGAAUGGGACGCUUGAGAAGGAGGAUUCUGUUCCUGCUGAGACGGCGGAGCCUGUCGCGGCUCCUGCUGCACCCAGUGCCACUGCUGAUUCCCAGAGCGACGUUCAGCAGACAACCGAGCAGGUUGAUACCGACAUGGCAGAUGCCGAACCUCCAGCUGCUACAGAGGCGUAA